Dibothriocephalus latus is the source of this 438-nucleotide messenger RNA. The record is from the annotation of a GenBank genome assembly. Lineage: Eukaryota; Metazoa; Platyhelminthes; Cestoda; Diphyllobothriidea; Diphyllobothriidae.
AUGGAAGCAUUUCUUGGAUCCUGGAAGCUCGACCACAGCGAUGGCUUCGACGAAAUAAUGGGCCGUCUAGGCGUCAAUUUCGUCACCCGUAAGGCCGGCAACACCAUGAAACCCACGAUGACAAUCACGAAGGAGGGUGAUCACUACAAGAUGGUGUCCUCCAGCACCUUCAAAACUACCGGUUUCGAGUUCAAGCUGGGAGAGCCCUUCACAGAAACCACACCAGACGGUCGAAAGGUGACCUCAACCAUAACUAUGGUGGGCAAUAUGAUGAAGCAAAUCCAAGUGGGCGAUAAGACCACAGAAAUCGAACGGAGGGUUGAGGAUCGUGAAGGUGGAGGAGCUGACGUGCCACAGGGACUUCAAGAAAGUUUAAUCUGCGACCUUCAGGAUUCCUAUGUAUAUUAUUUUAUAGCGAAAUGUCACCCAUCUUAUUAA